Synchiropus splendidus (mandarinfish) is the source of this 4246-nucleotide messenger RNA. RefSeq names its product formin homology 2 domain containing 1 (gene fhod1). Gene Ontology annotation, cellular component: cytoplasm; cytoskeleton. Gene Ontology annotation, biological process: actin filament network formation; cortical actin cytoskeleton organization. Bases 104 to 4123 code for a protein of 1339 amino acids. Gene Ontology annotation, molecular function: actin filament binding. Lineage: Eukaryota; Metazoa; Chordata; Actinopteri; Syngnathiformes; Callionymidae. The record is from RefSeq and is a predicted model, not a curated record. The transcript is spliced from 26 exons.
UUCACAGGUUCGGUCCAAGUCACAGAGAGGCGUCCAGUUUAAAACACUCCUCCGGCACCGGGACAGUCGGAGCCGCAGUCCGGCGGCGGUCAGUCACGCAGCCAUGGCGACCAUCGCUGUUCGGGUCCAGUUCCUGGAGGACUCGGACCCGUUCAUCUGUACGAACUUCCCCGAACCUCGCAGACCUCCGACCGUGGAUCUGGACGAGAACCUGCCGCUGAACGAGCAGCUCGCCGGGAUCCACGCGCUGCUGGAGGCUCCGCUCAAGCUGGAGGACUGUGGGCUGCAGGUGACUCCGGGCGGCAACUAUCUGGACCUGGACUCGUCUCUGACGGAGCAGAAGGACGACCUGGAGCUCUUCUACCAGGACAUCAACAGGGGCAGGAAGCCGAUCCUGAUCCUGAGGUCUCAGCUAUCAGUGAGGGUUCACGCCAUCCUGGAACGACUGUACAACACCAAAGGUCCGGAGCUGCGACGUUCCCUCUUCUCUCUCAAGCAGCUCUUUGAGGACGACAAGGACCUGGUCCCUGAGUUCGUGGCGUCCGGAGGUCUGACCUGCUUUAUUCACGUGGGAGCAGAAGCGGAUCACAACUACCAGAACUACAUCCUCAGAGCUCUCAGUCAGAUCAUGCUCUUCGUGGACGGGAUGAACGGCGUCAUCAGUCACCCGGAGACGCUGCAGUGGCUCUACACGCUGACGGGAAGCCUGUCUCGUCUGGUGGUGAAAACCUCUCUGAAGAUCCUCAUCGUCUUCGUGGAGUAUUCUGAGCUCAACAGCCCUCUUCUGAUCAGCGCUGUCAAUCAGGUGGACACAAGCCGAGGAAAGAGUCCGUGGAGUCAUGUGACUGAGAUUCUGGGGGAGAAAAACGGUUCCGAUUCUGAGCUGCUGAUGUUCACCAUGACGCUGAUCAACAAGAUCCUGGCGGCGCUCCCGGACCAGGACUCCUUCUACGAUGUGACGGACAAUCUGGAGCAGCUGGGGAUGGAGGCCAUCGUCCACAAGCACCUGAGCAACCAAGGCACCGGCGCGGACCUGCGGGCUCAGUUCCUCAACUAUGAGAACUCUCUGAAGCAGGAGGACGGCGAUGUGGAGGACUCGUCCCUCCUGCGUCGGGAGAGGCGGAAACCUGCCACGGGCGAGAAGGAGAACCGGAAGAACCGGCGCCCAACCUCGGCCAGCCCCUCGCCGUGCCCUUCUCCGACCCCUUCGUCCCUUCUCUCGCCUGCCAGUCCCAGGGCGACCCCCCCGCUGCCGUCUGAUCCAAGCAGCCCCAUCGACAGUCCGUCCAGGUCCCAGACGAGUUCUCCUCUGCCAGUGUUCACCAAUGGAACAGGGUCUGACUCGGGUGGCCCGGAGGUGGAGCCCAAGACUCACACCAUCCCGGGUCUGUCUUUCCUCACUCACCACAUGUCUGGCCUGAGUCUGGGCCGGAGGUCCAGAACUUUCUCCAAAACUCGCUCAGUGGGUGAGGACCAUGCAGCGGCCUGCAGUUCCUCCCCUCAGGAGCGUCCGGGUCAUGUGGACGAGAGUCAGCGCGGAGAAACAAAGGACUCUGACGACAGAAGUUCCAACCAGGAUUCUUCAGAUCAGGUCCACGAGAUUCAGCGCAGCAAAACAAGGAACAGUUUCAAUUCAGACGAUUCUAAUGUAAACAAGCCGGUUCUCAGGAAGUUCCAGGACACGUUCCUGCGUAGUCUGGUCGCCACGGAGCAACAGAAGCGGCGGGGUAAGCAGUCACGCCUGCAAUCCUCUGACUCGCCGGCUGGGAGCGACUCCCCGCCUCCUGCUGGUGAAGAGCAGUCCCGCUGGAGCCGCUUGUCCGAGCGCUUGUCCAACUUCAGAGCACACUCAGUGGAGUCUGCCGGCUGCAGCGAAAGCAGUGCCUCGCGCAAGGCGGAACUAGAGGGUCUGGAAGGCUCCGCCCAGGCAGCACUGGCCCGGCUGGCAGAGGAACAGCAGCAGAACCGAUUCCAGCGUCAACAAAGCAAGGAUGUGGACGCGGCCCUCCGACGGAUGGACUCCACCCCCCUCGCACCGUUGGGUGACGUCUGGGACCAGCCUCCUCCUGCGGCUGCCAACUUGCGGAUCAAAGACCUGGACUUUUCCGACCUGCUGGAUGAGGAGGAUGUAGAUGUGCUGGACAUGGACACCUUUGACUCGGCCCCUUCCCUCUCCUCUGGCGUGCCCCCUCCUCCCCCUUUUCCUGGUGGCCAUGUACCCCCUCCUCCUCCACUUCCCCCAGGUAUGGCCCCUCCGCCUCCUCCUCUUCCUCCAGGUAUGGCCCCUCCACCUCCUCCUCUUCCUCCAGGUAUGGCCCCUCCACCCCCUCCUCUUCCUCCAGGUAUGGCCCCUCCACCUCCUCCUCUUCCUCCAGGUAUGGUCCCUCCACCCCCUCCUUUACCCCUGGGCAUGGCUCCUCCCCCUCCGCUGCCACCUCCUCUCCCGCCAGGUAUGGUCCCUCCGCCUCCCCCACUGCCUUCAGCCUUGAGUGCUGCCCCUCCACUGGCCCCACCCAAGCAGAAAAAGAAGACAGCCAAAUUGUUCUGGAAGGAGUUGAGGGGUCAAGACGGUCUAAAGAAGCGUCACUUUGGCGAGACGGUGUGGGCGGGGCUUGACAAGGUGGACGUGGACUGUGCCUGGCUGGAGCACCUGUUUGAGGUCAAGACUAAAGAUCUUCCUGCAACAAAGAAAGCAGCUGAGACCAAGAAGUCCGAGCUCCUGGUCCUGGACUCAAAGAGAAGCAACGCCAUCAACAUCGGCAUGACCGUCCUGCCGCCCGUCCACGUCAUCAAGACCGCCAUCCUCAGCUUCGAUGAGUUCGCCAUGAGCAAAGAGGAAAUCGAGAAAGUUCUGACCAUGACUCCGACUGAAGAGGAGAAGCAGAAGAUCCAUGAGGCCCAGCUUGCCAACCCUGAACUACCCCUGGGCCCGGCCGAGCAAUUCCUGUUCACCCUGGCCUCCAUCAGUGCCUUGGCCCCCCGCCUGCAGCUCUGGUCCUUCAAACUGAACUAUGAGGCUCUGGAGAAGGAGAUUGCUGAGCCUCUGUUCGACCUGAAGUUGGGGAUGGACCAGCUGGCAGCCAAUCAGACGUUCCAGAGGGUUCUGGCCACGCUGCUCGCCAUCGGGAACUUCCUCAACAGCUCCAACGCACGGGGCUUCGAGCUCUCCUACCUUCAGAAGGUGGGGGAAGUGAAGGACACACUCCACCGUCAGUCUCUCCUCCAUCACACCUGCAGCCUGGUGACCGAAGAUUACCCAGAAUCCUCGGACAUCUACUCUGAGAUCCCGGCGUUCACCCGCUCUGCCAAGGUGGACUUUGAGCUGCUGGCCGAGAACCUGGCCCAGCUGGAGCGCCGCUGCAAGGCAUCUUGUGACAACCUGAAGGUGGUCUUGGGGCAUGAGAGCAGGAGUGGCCUGAAGAACAAGAUGGUGGAGUUUCUGAAGGAGACCACCCAGAAGAUCCAGGUCCUGAAGGUGGUCCACCGCCGUGUCAUCAACAGGUUCCACUGCUUCUUGCUGUUCCUGGGUCAGCCGUCAUCAUCCGUGCGAGACGUCAACAUCACCAGUUUCUGUCGCAUCAUCAGCGAGUUUGCUCUGGACUACCGGACCACCCGAGACCGAGUCCUCACGCUGCGGCGGAAACGUGCGGCCAAACGCGAGCGGACCAAGACCCGCGGCAAGAUGAUCACAGAGACGGAGAAGUUCUCGGGUGCGGUGUCUCCCCUGGACGCCCCCUCGCCCGUCUCCCUGGCAGCAGAGGAAGAGCCUGGUCAGGAGGAGGAGCACGAGAACAUGAGGAACAUGCUGACCAGCCAAAGCCCCCGCGUCCCCAGGCGCUCUAGAGCCAUCCGCAGUCUGGGCCGGGUCAGUCCAUCCCAGAUGGCUGUUUCCAAAGAAGACCCGGCCAGCUCGCCUCAGGACGACGCCACCGACGAGAUCAUGGACCGGCUGGUGAAGUCAGUGACCCAGAACCUGUCAGCUCGACCGUCCAGUCCCAGGAGUCGGAGGAGGUCCCGUCUGAACAGGAAGUCUUUGAGGCGGACUCUGAAGUCGGGUCUGACUCUGGACGUGGUCCAGGCUCUUGGGCUCCAGAACAACAAAGCCGAGGAUGAAAACUUUUGAGUAAAUUAAUUUAAUGAAUGUCACAAAAAUGAAUGUUGCAGUUUUAAAUAAACUUAUGAAUGCUGUUUUAAAAUAAAAGAUUUGGAAUUCAGACCUAAUGAUUGGAGUUUCCUUUCCAAAAUG